Messenger RNA from Astrephomene gubernaculifera, 2987 nucleotides. NCBI's taxonomy places the organism in Eukaryota, Viridiplantae, Chlorophyta, Chlorophyceae, Chlamydomonadales, Astrephomenaceae. The record is from the annotation of a GenBank genome assembly.
CGCAUUGCCCAAGUCAUAACUGCGCCUUUCUACUGACGCUCUCUCGUCUAUUGAUAAUGCCUGUGCCUGGACUAGCGCGCGACGCGGGGCCUUGUCGCAGACUGGUUAGCUGCAAUCACCUUACAUCACGUGCUGGUUGCUGGUUCAGACGCAGAGCUGGAGUCUGCCAUUCCCAAAACACGACCAACCUCGCGCCUCAGCCAAGCUGCGAGACCACUGUCGCUGACCCAUCUGCGUCGGAGGCUUCAACUAGCGCACCAGCGUUUACAGUAAGGGGCACAACAUGGCCAAGAAAGUCGUCGCUAUACAUACUUAGAACUGAUGGAAAAAGCUGCUCACGCGAGCUCGUAACAGGCACUGGAAAGCUUCGCUUUGCGUAUCCAAGCACACAACAACAUCUGCUGGUAUGGCGGCAUCGGCCAAAGAGCGUCAUGGUCAUCAUGAAGCUUGGAGACGAGCUGCUUCAACCUUUCCUGGAGGUCAUCGAUUACCUGGGGAGAGAAAACAAGUUGCGAGUCGUGGUGGAGCCUCAUGUGUACGACAAACAUAUAAGCGGCCGUGAGGGAUUCCAGUUCGUCUACACCUUCACAGCCAGCGAUAGAGACAGGUUGUCAGAGUACGUGGAUUUCGUGGUGUGCAUCGGCGGCGACGGAGUCAUCCUGCACACCUCCUGCCUCUUCAAGCAGGGGAUGCCGCCGGUCAUCUCCUUCGCCAUGGGCUCCAUGGGUUUCCUCACCAACCACGACUUCUCCAACUUCAAACGCGACCUGCACGCCGUCAUCUUCGGCGCGCAGAAGCUGGACAGCUGCGCGCUGCUGUCGCUGGACACGCUGAACAGCCUGGAUGAGCCGGGGAACAGCCUGGGUGUGAUGGUGACGCUGCGCAUGCGGCUGGCCUGCGAGGUGUGGCGCAAGGGCGGCAGCCGCCCCGAGCAGUGCGUGGAGGUGCUCAACGAGAUGGUGGUGGACCGCGGCUCCUCCGCCUUCCUCACCAACAUUGAGUGCUACGAGAAGGGGCGGUUCAUUGCGCGGGUGCAGGCGGACGGGAUCAUGCUGGCGACACCCACUGGCAGCACCGCCUACUCCGUGGCGGCGGGAGGCAGCAUGGUUCACCCCAACGUGCCCGCCAUCCUGCUCACCCCCGUCUGCCCGCACUCGCUCAGCUUCCGACCCAUCAUCCUGCCGGACUAUGCGGAGCUGGAGCUGCGCAUCCCGGACAACGCGCGCUGCACUGCGUGGGUGUGCUUCGACGGGCGCUCGCGGCAGGAGCUGGGCCGAGGCGACAGCGUCAAGGUACGCAUGUCGGAGAACCCCGUGCCAACCAUCAACCGAACCGACCUAACCGGCGACUGGUUCGAUUCCCUGGAGCGCUGCUUCCGCUGGUCGGACCGUACAGUACAGAAACCGUUGCCGUACGGCAGCAGCUCCGAAACCGCCAUGGUGACCACGAUGAUGUACGAAUCUUCGUCGGGGCCGACGUCGGCGACGACGGCGGGUAUGAUGAUGGGGGCGGCGGCGGCGGUGUCGAUAGGAGGCAUGGACUCGUCCUUUUGGAUGGAUGGCAACAUUGGCAAGGACUUCGGUAGCAGCAGCGGCGAUAGCAGCAUCAACGGCGGUAGCAGCAGCGGCGGCGUGCACGGCAGCAGCAGCAACAACAACGGCAGCGGAGCUUGAUGGCGGCGCCCUAGCGAAGGGACAUGCCCUGGGAAGGGGGCGGCAUGGAGGAUGGGGUUGGAGAGGAUGAGAGGGAUGCCAGUAAGGGGAUGCGGUGUCGCUGUGUACAAUUUAAGAAAUAAAGGUAACAGGAAAAGAGAGGAGAGAAGGGUGGUGACGUGCGAUAUUGUACUUUAUGAGAGAGGGCACGGGGCCUAUCAGUGCAGGGCCGGUAGUGUUGAAUGUGAGAGUGGUAUACUGCUGCAGUCGGCUGGCAAGCAAUGCUGUUCUGACGUGAGAAUGGGCUUAACGUGAGUCAAGACGGGCACGUGAAGGCCCCGGGUCUAGCUGGAGAAGAUGAUUUUGAGUGGGCGCAGUGAAGAAGGGAAAGGGCUCAGGAGGAGAUAGAGAAGCGGGCCUCAGAGAGGGAGAGCAUGGGCAGGAGAAGGGCAGGGAGGUGCGCGAGAUGAGGGCAACAAGCUAGGCUGCUGCAGGCGGCUUGUGCGACGGAGGAGGUCCUGGAUCCUGGCUUGCAGUCCAGUUGUCGUGCCGCCCUGCAAGCAGCUUGAGAAGCGGCGUACGGGCGUGGUACUGGCGAGGCGUUGUGCGUGGAAAUAAAACAAGUGGAGGGCUUGAAAGCCGUUUGCUUGAUUGCUGUUCGCUUUAUUGCCGCUAGCUAUGUUCUGUUGGACUCAGGUGAAUUGAGUGGAGUUAAAAGAGCGUUUCUUAGGGGUAUUGCAAGCAUCGUUUUGCCUGAUAUGGAGCUGGCUUGGCAACUGCUUUGAGGUGGCCCUUCUAACGUAGUGGCUUGGAAGCACGGGGGUUUUGGUGACGAGUAUGUCCAGUGCAUUGCUCAACAAACUUUACAAAGUUAGCGUAUGGCUUUCAUGACAUUUUACUUGACUUACUAUACUUGCCGUAGAUCCAGGUUGGUAGCCCUUUCCUGUUCAUUAGUUGCCCCAGGUGUCACGUCCUCGGGCCAUGCAACAGGGCCCUACACAACGCAUGGAUCUAAGGACACAAUACCUUUGGCAACUGUCUCAGGCGCCGCGAUGGCCCUUGGGUUUGUUGUACGGUUGUUGUCGUAAGGUUGUGUUUGUACUUUGGGUCGUUCGUUUCAGAUCCGUGCAAAAUCCGUGCAACUCCUCAGGGCCUCUGCAAAGGGGACGUCGGCAAGUUGCUUCAUUGAAUCGGGCUUCACGCUUCAGCUAGACCUAGGCAAGAUGAAGAGCCAUUCGAACAUCAGCCUGCCGAGUUCUGCAUGGGCGAUUCGUGUUCCUACCGCCGCAGACUGCCGUACAUCCUGUAAAACAAGCCGAACGGCGCUGUACAAUA